GUGGGAUCGUUGCCUACACAAUAGUUCAGUCAGAGAUGAGCUCCGAACUGGACAGCGUGGACUCCAUCCCGCCAUGGAACUUCAAGUGGGUGGUCAAAGGCGAGCUGGCCAUCAUGGGCUACCCGAAGAGCAAGGAGAACAUCAAGUACCUCGUCGAGAACGGCAUAGUCCACCUCGUGUCGCUUUCUCCGGAGAAGCAGCCCCCCUUCGAGUACUUCCCCUUUAACUUCCGCUGGACUCCGAUCGACGUCUUGGAGUACGAACCGCCUUCCAUGGAUCAAAUCCAUGCCUUCAUAAACACCUGCAAGGUGGCGCUAUUCAACAAAGAGGGGUUGGCUGUCCAUUGCAGACUGGGGAGGGGUCGAAGUGGUACGAUGGCUGCUUGUUACCUAGUAGGUAUCUACAACCAGAAACCAGAUAGGGCAGUUACUACAAUAAGGAUGCUGCAGCCGGGUGCCAUUGAAACAUAUUCUCAAGAGAAGAUGGUUCGGACUUACUACGACGUCGUAAGGAGCAGAGAGGAAGAACAAUUAAUGGAGGAAGUUGAAGCAUUUAUCGGUAGACUCCCUCGUCCUAAAUGGGACUUUAAAUUUAGGCCUAGAAGAAUAAUUGAUGAGUUAGAUUUUUAAAAAAUCCUUGUAAAUUAAUCUUGAUCUUAUAACAGAAAGAAGAAGAAAAACAGAAAAUUUAUUUUCAGGUCAUGAUGUAAUAUUAUCAUUUGUAUUCAGAUUCAUGUAAUAGAUGAUUCUUAGAAAUAAAUAAGAAAGUAAAGUUAUGAAAAAUAAAAAUAGGAAAAUAUUAUUUUAAAUAAAAAUAUAAUACUAAAAAGUUGGUAAAAUAACCAUUAUGAUAAAUGUAAGAUUAAUUAGGAUAUAGAAUAUAUUAUACCUAACAAAGUUUCAAGAAAUAAACUUACAGAUAUGCAAUAGCAAUAUGGAAGAACCUCUAUCACUAAUUUGCAAUUGCCUGUGGGGAAAAUAGUAAUUUCAUUUACAAAAAAAUUAAAAUUGAACGCAUUUGAAAACAGUUUUAGUAAUUUUUGUUGUUAUUGUUUUUGUUUUUUUUUAAUUAGUCUUUAGGUUUAAAAAUAUUUAUUGCUUAUCAGACCUUUUAAAGAUUGAUUUUCUUUAUAUACCUAUUUGAUUUAUCAUAAUAAACAUUUUGAAAAUUAGAGUAAAAUUUCAUAAAUAUUGCAUAUUAAUAAUACAAAUUAAUUUAGGUUUCAGAUU
Messenger RNA from Nezara viridula (southern green stink bug), 1229 nucleotides. The record is from the annotation of a GenBank genome assembly. NCBI's taxonomy places the organism in Eukaryota, Metazoa, Arthropoda, Insecta, Hemiptera, Pentatomidae.